AUGGCCGCUUCACAGUUUUCGACAAUCAACACAAGAAACGCUUUGAAAGAUGAUUUUCUGGUCCCGUGCGACGCAGAGGCCGAGUACCAACAGUGCUUGAGGUGGAUCAAGGAAAGGCCACAAGAGUUUCGUUCUCGUCUUGUGAGAGACUUGGCGGAGUGGGAGCGGCUGCAAGACAACAGCACGCGCGGCAUUGACGACGUCCCCAGCGAUCUCUUGACGGGCAAGACCAUUGAAACAGAAUGGGGAGAUGUGACUGAGUACACGAUGCCACCCUGUGGAACUUUCAGCUUCCGAGGCCAAGUCACUGUCGGAUUUCUUCGGGCGACAGGCGCCGGGGACGCCAUAGUAAAAGGCGACAUCGUCCACGGCAUUGAGCCGCGCCCCUUUAAGCUUGAGCUCGAGAUGCUGAAGCAUCCCGCUGGUGGUCCCUCCGUGUGGUCCCGCGGCCUCGUGGUCGGCUGUGGCCUCGGCGGUCAGACAAGUGAGGUCGACUGGAAGGAGCCUCGACUUGUUCUCUUCGCUGUUCUCGACGAGGAAGCGUAUGAGGCGGCAGCCAAAGAAGAGGCCCUUGACGUCGGGCGGAACUUGACGCUUCUGCCGGAGGGGCAGCUCCUUCAAAGUGGGGCAGUGAAGGCCGUUGCGGUUUCAGUUCCGCGCCGACGUCUAGCCCCACAACGUCGAAGCAGAGAGACGAAGCCCGAACCUGCAGGUGGCGACGGCUGUGAUGUGGGGUUCGGAAUGGUGCGUUUCAUUUGGAACAACAGGCUCUGCUGGGGCACCGACUUCCACAAGGAUGUGCUGGACAACAAGGAGGAGCAGGUCUUGCGACAGCUGGAUCAAGGCCAGGCACAUUUGGAGGACCGCUUCGCUUACACAACGAAGUUCAAUGGGAAGGCACAAAUCUGCACCGGUAUGGCCAUUCAUCUCGCGGCCAGCCGCGGACACACACUCCUGGUGGAGACGCUGCUUGAUCGGAGGGCCAGCGUGGAGAGCAAAGUCUGCCGCGAUGAGAAGGACAACUACGACGUCAUCCAGGCCGCCGUCUUCAAGGAGGGGCGCGGCGGAUCCAACGAUAUCAUCACCCUCCUCUGCAGCCGUGGGGCCAAUAUCGACUCGGAGAAUGCGAACGGCUACUCCUGCUUGCACUUGGCCUUCCAGACCGGCAACAUGGCCACGAUCCGGGCAGUGCGGCAUGCAAGGAAGAUGAGAAGUUUGGAUGACGCCGACGAGAACUGCGAGCCAGAGGAAGGCGAAGUCGAUUUCGAUGCCAAAGAGCACAAGGCGACGCCUCUGGAGCUUGGCAUUCAGUGGGGGAAAAUGAACAAGGAAGCUUUGGCCAAGGCGGCCCCUCCACACAUCAGCAGCCUCAAGGUCUUCAUCCACAGAGCGCCCGAGUGCAUCCCAAUGUUCAUGAGCCGGCUCCGCGACACGAGACGGAUGGGCUGCCGCAACGAGGAGCUUUCCAAGAGGCUUGCAGACAAGCUCACUCACAAGGACAUUGCUCGCCUCUUGCGCGACUAUCCGGAGGCUGCUGUGGCGCUGCUCAACGGGGUCACUGCAAAGCCCAUCGUGACAAGCGAAGGUUGGCAUCCGCUGCCGAGCCGAGUAUCCUUCGCAGCACGAUCUCCGAUAGUGCGGCUUCUGAAAAACAUCUUCCCGACGCGUCGUUUCCUUUGCUUCUAUGAGACCGAGUAUAGUUGGAGCUUCGACGACCAAGCGUACGAAGCCCCAGCCUGGCACACGAAGAUCACAGACGUCAAGGAACCACCACGCGUCGAUGCGAGCAUCCAGGUGUGUUACAUUCCCAAUAUCGUCUCGGCCAACAUUUUCGCGGCGUUGGUGUCUUGCACGGGAGGCGAGGAUCCGGCGCUCUUCCUGUACGACUCCGUGGCAGUGCGUGCUGCCGUGUCCUACACCUUCUGGAAUGGUGCAAUCUGGGUGGACGUACUCCAGUUCCUCAUCUCCUUCUGGGGAUUGACGCUCCUGGUCCUGGAGACCUGCUUUAAGCACGAGGCAGCAGUUGGCAGGGAGAUGCAUUACCUGGACUGGCAGAUGAAUGAAGGUGUCUUCCAGCCCAGCUUCGUGGCACGGAGUGAUCGAAACGGGGUGGUCGCCGACUGGAUCAUUGCCAAAGGCAUGGUCGAUCUGCUGCUGGAAGUGGCCCAGUUUUCUGGCUGCCUCAUGAUCGGCGAGGUUAGCAGCUACCUGAACCUAGGGAACGUCUGGGACCUUUCGCGCAGCAUCGUUCCGAUCAUGCUCCUCUUCUUCCAUGACAGCCGGCUGCUACACCUGCUAAUCGUGCUCAUCUACUGGAUGCGUCUGCUGGAGGGCGUGACAUACUCGGAGAAGAUCGGGCACGCCCUGCUUCCAUUGCAGAAGCUUGCCACUGGGCUCCUCCCGGCCAUGACCUUCACGCUGGUGGGGUUCUGCGCGCUGACCCAUGCCAUGUACGCCGUGCAAGUGGAGGCAAAUCAUCUCUGGCCAGACACGCUUUUCAACACGUUCACCACGCUGAUCACCCAGGGCCUACCGGAGAAGCCGCCGGACGACAUUCUCGAGCUGCUGGUGCUCUACGGAGGCGUGCUGUUCUUUUCUGUCUUCGUUUUGAACAUCUUCAUUGGCGUGAUCGGCGAGCAGUACUCGAAAGAAAAGGAUCAGGUCGGCCUGAUGUUCAUCAGCGUUCGGGCAUCCUCCUGCCUCACCUACCUCCUCCGCAUCCACGUUUUUCCCUGCAAUCUGGUCACAAGUACCACUGCUGCCAUCGUGGGAGGCGUCUGUGUGUUUGCCACGCUGACGCUCCAAGUCUUGGCGCUCUUCUUCGGCAGGCAGCUGCCGGGGCUCUUGCAGCUCUUCGCCUUCGUGGCAUGUCAGGUGAUUACCUUCAUCGCAACGAUUCAGUGCAAGGGCAGCGAUUUUCCUUGGACGGAUCGGACCUGGUGUCAUUCACAGGCCUCUUCUACAUCGGAGUCGGUGGACUCUUCGGGGUAUGUCCCCGUGGGCACGAGGAAUGGCGGCAAAAGGAGAUAUCUUUGGAUUUGUGAGCCCCGGGACCAAGAGAUCAUGCACCCAAAAGGCGGCAAGGGAUCUGCGGCACCAAGUCGUGCAUCGCAAUCGAUGCUUUUCGACGAUGCCGACAAGAUGCUGCGCUCUUCCACCGGGGGCCUGGAGGACCUGGGCAAAUAUGAGCUCGCCUUGAUGAUACGCGACGCCGUGCGCGAGGAGCUCGAAGACGCCAAGGACCUGCUGGAGCGAGGCCCCUCCGCUCGAUCCCGAAGAAACACAUCUCCCGCACCGACGUUGCUCACGUCGACGCCGUUUGCCGCAGCAGAUAUGCGCAAGGCUGACGGCGAUGAUAUGGCAGGCCUUCCUUGA
Messenger RNA from Symbiodinium sp. CCMP2592, 3375 nucleotides. Lineage: Eukaryota; Dinophyceae; Suessiales; Symbiodiniaceae. The record is from the annotation of a GenBank genome assembly.